Messenger RNA from Suricata suricatta (meerkat), 960 nucleotides. It is a transcript of the gene DPPA2, whose product is annotated as developmental pluripotency associated 2. Gene Ontology annotation, biological process: system development. The coding region runs from base 1 to 960 and encodes 319 amino acids. Gene Ontology annotation, molecular function: chromatin binding. NCBI's taxonomy places the organism in Eukaryota, Metazoa, Chordata, Mammalia, Carnivora, Herpestidae. Gene Ontology annotation, cellular component: nucleus. The transcript has 7 exons. The record is from RefSeq and is a predicted model, not a curated record.
AUGGCGUACUCAAGUUUUGAAAACAACGAGCAGAAUUUCCCUGAGGCGGCAUUAGAGGAAGAAACUGUGGUUCUCACAUUGGUUCCAGUUAAUGAGGAGCCUAGUGAAGAACAGCAGAUGGAACCAAGUGUUUCUUCAACUUCAGAAGUGGGCCAGGAGCUGCCCGGGAUGAGCAAGAAAGUUUGUCAUCCUCAAAUGAGUGAACAAUUCAAGUCUUGUCCAAAUCAUACUUGUAAUACACCAAGCCUUCCCUUGCCAACCAGUUUGCCUCCAGUUAAUAAAGUACGUUGGGACACUUUACGGAACUGGUGCCAACAACUUAACUUGAGUACCGAUGGCCGGAAAAUGGAUGUUUAUCUGAGGCUCCAGAAACAUGCUUACUCUGAAAUAAAUGAGAAUAUUGCUGCAGUAUCACCAGAGGCCAAAUUGGAGUCAUGUUCGACAAACUGCAAGAUGACAGCUAAGAGAGCAAGGAUUCGGAAAAGUUGUAAGAAGAGUAAGAGAGAGGAAGGGAUUAAUAUAGUUGAAGUGGUAACAUCAGCGCAAGAAGGCGUGUUGGCAGCGUGGUCAAGAAUUGCUGCAAAAGCCAGUCAACCCAAGUCUGUGAAUUCACGUCCCAUUCCUGCUUCCGUUGAGACCUUUCUGCUGAAAGCUUCUGGCGUCAGGUGGUGUGUGGUCCAUGGCAGACCUCUCUUGGCAGACACAAAAGGUUGGGUUCGCCUGCAGUUUCAUGCAGGUCAGGCCUGGGUACCUGACACCCCCAAGAGGAUGAUCUCUCUCUUCCUGUUACCUGCCUGCACUUUCCCAUCCCCGGGCCUAGAAGAUAAUAUGUUAUGCCCCGAAUGUGCUAAGAGGAAUAAGAAGAUAAUGAAAAGAUUAAUUGCUGUGGGGAAGGAGAGGCGACGCGGCUUGAAAACAACAUCAUUCCCUUUGAGUGGGCCAUAUCUUAAUAAUGAAUAA